UCAUUCUCGCUGUAGAACCCGCUCUGACACCGACCCAGAAACACCACCGACUCUGGCCAGGCUACAGCAUCUUUAACUAACCUGUCAGAAAAAGACAAAAAUCCAAAGAAGAAGAAGAAGAAGGAGAAGAAGAAGAAGAAGACAGCUGUUUACGUUUCUGCUCAGCUGGGAAGAGAGAGCGAGAGAGAGAGAGGGAGAGAGAGAGAGACACCUGCCGCUGCUCACCUGUCGCCGCCAUGACCGCGCUGCGAUUUUAGUGUUGGACAAAAAUCGAUAAGCGACAAAAGAGGGGAAAAAAACGAAAGAAAAGAAAAGUCAAAGGGACUAAUGGAUUCCCUGGAUUCAGGACAAAAGUUCCGUCCCAGACGGGACAAUGAGGUUGAGGAAGCAUUUCUGCAGGCUCCAGAUCCCAAGGACGUGGAGAAGAAGUCAUGCAACAAGAAGGGGGCAGGAAUAGGAGUCGCCUUGGUGAUUGGUGUUCUGGCUGUGAUUGCAUUGCUGGUCGGGCUGUUUUGCCAGCCCCAGCAUGUGAAAAUGAAGAGAAUUUAUAUCGGCUCCAUGGAAAUCAACGACAAGCAAUUCCUGCCACAGUAUGAGGAGCCCGGCAGUUCUGAGUUCACUAACCUGGCUGCUCAGGUCUGCAAACAGCUCAAACUGAUGUACUCCAAAAACUCAUUGCUGGACAGAUACUUCAACCAUUCGUCCGUUCAGGCCUUCAGUGAGGGCGACAGAGGGUCGAACACCAUUGUGGCUUAUUAUGAAUCAGAGUUUGAUGUCCCCCCACCCCAGCAAGCCUCGCUGGAUGAAGCCAUCGACUCUAUGCAGCCUCCAGCAGGAAGUCAGGAGGGCGGAAAAGGACGAUUCCUGCUGAAACCCACAGACGCCCUGAGUGUCAACGACAUCGUGACACAAGCUAUAGAUCCACGCUUGACCAAAACCAAGUUUUCAGAGAGGAAAAGCAUCGACGUCCACAUCGAAAACUCCGGGCACGUUGAGUCUCCGGGAUUUCCAAACUCUCCGUACCCUUCAAACGCCUACCUGCAGUGGAAGUUUCGGGCAGACCCGGAACACCGAAUCCAGCUCGACUUUGAUGACUUGAUCCUGGAGGACGACUGUCAGCGAGACUUCAUCAAAAUCUACGACUCGCUUGUCCCCAUAGAGAAACGCGCUAUGACAGAACAGUGUGGAUACCCUCACCAGCCGCUGUCCUUCAUCUCCUCUGGAAACGUCAUGCUGCUGAUGCUGGUCACUAAUGAGGAGAAAAACUUCCCCGGCUUCAGAGCAAACUACUCUCCGAUUCCUCAGACUACACUAAACUGUGGCGGCACGUUGACUGGCGAGAAAGGCUCCAUCUCUUCACCGUUCUUCCCGUCCAACUACCCUCCUCGCACCACAUGUGUGUGGAACAUCGAGGUUGCAAACAACAAAUUUCUGAAGGUUCUGUUCAACAAGUUCUCGCUGGGAAAUAAAACUGAAGGUUGCGGCCAUGAUUAUGUUGAGAUCAAUGAUGAAAGGCUGUGUGGCAGUGACUUGAAGAGCCCAGUGUUCACCAUCAACAGCAACAAGAUGACCAUUACAUUUAAGUCGGACUCCUCCUACGUUGAUCAGGGCUUCACUGCUGAGUACGAGGCCUUCACCCCGAACAAUCCUUGUCCAGGAAGGUUCACGUGCAGCAACAACCUGUGCAUCAAUAACACUCUGCGGUGUGACGGCUGGGGCGACUGUGGAGAUGACAGCGAUGAGAUCAACUGCAAGUGUGAUGCGUCUCAGAUACAGUGUAAAAAUGGUCACUGUAAACCAAAAUUUUGGCUGUGUGAUGGGGUGGACGACUGUGGAGACAACACGGACGAAGAAAACUGUGAAACAUGCAAAGGGCAGUUUUCCUGCAAAAAUGGCCGCUGUAUUGCAGAGAAUUUGAAGUGCAAUGGAAAAGAUGACUGCGGUGAUGCGUCUGAUGAGUCCAAAUGUGAAAAAUCUUUGGUGCUGCAGACAUGCUCAGAGUUCACCUUCCAAUGCAAAAACAAACUCUGCAUCAGUAAAAUGAACCCAGAGUGUGAUGGAGUGCAGGACUGUACCGACGACUCUGAUGAGGAUAACUGUGAUUCUCUCAGGCUAACCAAUGGGAGGCUCUUCUGGGUCUUCACGAGCAGAGUCAGACCAGCAAGUGGACCAUGAAGCGGGGCGUGAAGCGGAUCAUCGUUCACCCGGGCUACGACCCUGAGACCUACGAUAAUGAUAUCACUCUCAUGGAACUGGACAACAGCGUCACGCUCAACCAGAACAUCUGGCCCAUCUGCCUGCCCUCCCCCGCGCAUGACUUCCCAGUAGGAGAAGAGGCUUGGAUCACUGGCUGGGGAGCUACCAGGGAGGGAGGUUCCGGGGCGUCCGUACUGCAGAAGGCAGUAGUCCGGAUCAUCAACAGCACAGUGUGCAAGAGUCUCCUGACAGACCCGGUGACCGACAACAUGCUGUGUGCUGGAGUCCUCAAAGGAGGCGUGGAGGUGACUCUGGUGGACCCCUGUCUUUCACCAGCACCAAGGGGCGGGUCUUCCUGGCUGGUGUGACGAGCUGGGGCGAAGGCUGCGCUCGCAAGAACAAACCUGGCAUCUAUACCCAAGUUACCAAAUAUCGCAACUGGAUAAAAGAAAAUAGUGGAGUGUAGGAACAGGAACGUGCACAGGUUCUCUGGAUCACGGGUGUUUCUCUUGGAUUCACUGUGGAAUGCGAAGCACCAAAACGGCUCUGCAUGUAUUUUCUCUGCAGCACAUGCACAAAACUUUGCAACAUCCAACAUAAACUGUCUUGUUGAGAAUUGCGAGUUCCUAUCAGGACUUUACCCUUACAUCAGAACAUAUCCAUUCUCAUCCACUGCCUGUUUUUAUAUGGACUGCCUUGUUGUUUCCAGAGUGUAAAAGCUGCACUUUCAUCAUGUUAUUUUUGUAAGGAUAUUAAUCACCCAUCAGGUCUGCUCUUCUGUGCCCUGCUAAUUUGCACUGCUUCUGGUAAAUUGUGGUGGAAGUUUGUGACGCAUCCUGGUCCCACAUAUGUUCUUUGUGAAGGUGAGCUGGCUUGUAAAAAAUGGUGCUUGAAAUAUUCUCGGGGCUUAAUAGGAUAUUCAUAGUAGAAUAUUGUGAAUAUUCAUUGCUUACUUACAUUCAAAUUGCAAAUAUCUUCAAGGCUCAGGAUUUUUAUUUUAAUUAUAACAGAAUUACAAAUUUAACUGAUUUAGUUGAACAGGAUAAAGGCUUGAAGGUAAGGCCAAAUAAAUAUGAUCUCAUAAUAAAAGGUUUACUUUGGGGGCUCAGGGUUUUUUGUCAUUAGCUAACCCAGUUCUUCAAAUUCAUCUAGAAGUCUAAUUUAUUUAUUAGGGAGAAAAAGUUCUCUGUUAAUGUUAAUUAACUUUUAAAUUAACAUUUGAAGUAAAUAUAAUGAGAGGUGGCACUGGAAUAGAAUAGAAUAGAAUAGAAUAGAAUAGCACUUUACUGUUAUCGUACAUGUAUAACGAAAUUAUAGGUGCUCAAUGCCAACUGUGCAGUUUAGAGCACUGUGCCGCUACAUACGUCCGAAUGCUUCGACAUCUUGAACAUAAAGAGGUUCUUCUACAGGUGGAGUUUAUAUUGCAGCUACACAACAUUUAAUUGAGGAAUAAAUUUAAAAAUGUUCCAAAUAAGCAGUAAAAUGCUGUAAGUUUGGAAUUCAGAUGAAAACUUGAAAGAUAAAAGACAGCAAAAAUAAAUGCAUUCAAAAUUUUGAAUGAGGGGAUAAAAACUUUCAUCUACAAACUUUCAUCUAGAAACUUUGAUCUAAAGAAAAUGCUACAUCCAGAGUCAGCUUUCUGGGAACUCUGAUGUAUUUGUGUAUCAGAGGUGAGCUUUAACAGAAAAGGAGCUGACAGAACAAAACCUC
Molecule: messenger RNA, 3906 nt
Organism: Haplochromis burtoni (Burton's mouthbrooder)
Lineage: Eukaryota; Metazoa; Chordata; Actinopteri; Cichliformes; Cichlidae
Product: suppressor of tumorigenicity 14 protein
Biological process (GO): acrosome reaction; proteolysis
Molecular function (GO): serine-type endopeptidase activity; protein binding
Source: RefSeq, a predicted model, not a curated record